This is a messenger RNA of Eruca vesicaria subsp. sativa (arugula), 381 nucleotides long. The record is from the annotation of a GenBank genome assembly. Lineage: Eukaryota; Viridiplantae; Streptophyta; Magnoliopsida; Brassicales; Brassicaceae.
AUGCCAGAAACAAGUUCAAGAAGACGUAGAAGUACAAGAACAUCUCCCUUGCAAUCUCAGUUGACCCCUGAAGUAACUGGUCACCAGGACAGAUUCUUUGAGCCUGGCGAGAUAUCUAUUCCAGGUAUCAAAGCUGUUCAAGCCCUACUUUAUCACGGGAAUCAAAUAGUGAAGCCUCAGCUCUUACAGCUCUGUUAUCCUCACUUGAAAGUACAGUUUGGGAACAGUGACAAAUUUAUGGAUAAUGCUGGGAGGAGGAAUCUGAAAUUUGUAAUUGAUCCGUAUCCAAGUCUCUGCAACGUUUUGAAAGAAUGUGAAAGUUCUGCAAAGACAAUAUCUGUUGAUUCAGGCAGUGGUUCUAUAUGGGAACCCAAUGAGUGA